This is a messenger RNA of Olea europaea var. sylvestris, 817 nucleotides long. RefSeq lists its product as uncharacterized. The transcript is spliced from 2 exons. The coding region runs from base 69 to 551 and encodes 160 amino acids. The record is from RefSeq and is a predicted model, not a curated record. Lineage: Eukaryota; Viridiplantae; Streptophyta; Magnoliopsida; Lamiales; Oleaceae.
AUUCUACGUUCAUUUAGUCCUUUCAUUUUCUCUCUGCAUUUUAAACUCUAGGUUUUUUAAUCUCUCUAAUGGCGGAGGUACAGAACGGAACUGGAGCUGAGAAGGCCCCUGCGGUAGCCUUCAUGGCGGUGAAGCCAUGGCUUGUGGUGGAUGCGCCGAAAGCCAGCGACGCUGUGCAGUUUUACAAGACGGCCUUUGGAGCUGAGGAGCUGAGCCGCGUUAUGCACCCCAAGAGGAAGGCUAAUCAGGAGACUCCGCUUGUUCUCUCUGCUGAACUCAAGCUCGGUUCCGCUAUUGUUGUUGUUUCUGACCUUAUUGAUGAGGACUCUUCUCCGGUCAAGUCUGCUGUAACCGGUGUGUUCUGCCUUGAGACUGAGGAGGUGGAAUCUGCCCUGUCCCAGGCUGUGACCGCCGGCGCCACUGCGGUAGGAGAGAUCUCCGAGGGUGACGCCGCGUGCUGCGGUGGGCGCGUAGGCAAGGUGAAGGACCCUUAUGGUAAUAUCUGGCUGAUCUGCUCUCCCCCGAAGAAAUGCGCUGACGUGGCAGCUUGAGAGCCCUCAGAUCUGAUAUUAAUCAACUUGCUUUUCAAUUCCAGUCCUUUUAAUUUUCUGCUUUGUCUCUAGUCAAACUUGAUUAACUUUUGGUACAACUAAUGGGAGUAGUAGUAGUAGUUAAAACUUUAAACAGUCUGAUCACUGAUGGAGGUUAAGCUGCUCAUAAUCAUGUAUUGGUUAGGGAUUUUGAAUGAUUAAACUUGGUUUUUGUAACCUUUUAUCCUUCGGCUGGCAGUUACGUGCUUAUUACUUGCUAAUUGAUA